GCACGACUCAUUUGCAACAUACUUUCCUUGCCACUCUCUUUUCCUGCUCCUGUGCAGUGUCAUUCUUUAACUCUACAUAUUCUAUAUACUUUCUUUUGUUGAUAUAUAUCUUACCGGUUUGUUCCUUCAUUCAUUCUCUUUUUUUCAACAUCUCGAGCCUCAAUCCAAAGGUUGUUUCGACAAGGCUCGACACCAUGAAGAUGCACCUGUCCAACGUCCUCCCCUUUUUGCUGGCGGCUGCACCGGCUGCCGUCUCUGCCCGGGGUACCCUGGGGUUCUCGUUGGGUGACAAGAACCCAGACGGGACCUGCAAGUCAACCAGCGACUACGAGGCCGACUUUGACGUCUUGAAGCCGCUUUCCACCCUUGUGCGGACAUACUCUGCCAGCGAAUGCUAUACGGCGCAGAACAUCAUCCCAGCGGCAAAGGCCAAGGGCUUCAAGGUCGUUUUAGCUGUCUGGCCGGAUACGGAUGAAUCGUUCAACAAGGAUAUCGAUGCCCUCAAGGCUAGCGUUCCUGGAAACGAAGAUGUCAUUGAGGCCAUCACUGUCGGCUCCGAAGCUCUCUACCGUGGCAACCUUAACGGCGAGCAGCUUCUCAGCAAGAUCCAGCAGACCCAGAAGAUCUUCCCCAAAGUCACCAUUGGAACCGCAGACAGCUGGAACAAGUUCGCGGACGGUACUGCCGACCCGAUCAUCCAGGGAGGUGUUACGUACCUGCUCGCAAACGGAUUUGCCUACUGGCAGGGCAAGGCUGUCGACGAUUCUUAUUCCACCUACUUUGACGAUAUGGCCCAGACUAUUGCUCAUGUUCAGCAAAUCGCUGGUGACAACGCCGCCAAUAUUCGUGUUAUCAACGGCGAAACUGGAUGGCCCACUGAUGGUGGCACUGACUACUCUGUUGCCAAGGCUGGCACUGCGAAUGCAGAGAAGUACUACCAGAAUGGUGUUUGCGGUCUGCUUGCUUGGGGCGUCGACGUCUUCUAUUUCGAGGCUUUCGACGAGGCGUGGAAGCCCAACAGCGUUGGUGACAACGGCCAAGCCAUGGAUGAGAAGCACUGGGGUAUGUUCACGGCAGACCGCCAGCCCAAGUUCAACAUGACCUGCCCAAAUUAAACCUGAGCAAAUGCUCCUCUCGCUGUGAGAAUGUGGACUGUGGAGGGAGGGCUCCACGGGCUCUGUGCCUAUCCCCCACUCUGUAUAAUAUAACUCACUUUUGCUUUCCGGGCUACGUGUAGUCAGAGACAAUUGGUGAUUGUUGUGAGCUGCCUGGCAUAUAUAGCGUAUAUAUAGAGAACAGAACACGGAGUAUAUUUCCC
Messenger RNA from Monascus purpureus, 1318 nucleotides. The record is from the annotation of a GenBank genome assembly. NCBI's taxonomy places the organism in Eukaryota, Fungi, Ascomycota, Eurotiomycetes, Eurotiales, Aspergillaceae.